AUGGGCGACUAUGGCCAGUCUCAGCAAGCAUAUUUCUAUGGUGCUGGGCUCCUCAACGACCCAGCUCAGUAUGAGGCUGAGGAACGGACACUGGCUGCAAACACUGCCGCAGGCCUCCCGAAUGGUAUGAGAUGGUCGAGCGGCCGUCUAGAUCACAACAUCAACAACCAGUCGAACAUGGCCGCAAGUGGGCUACUAAACCCUUACUCAAUAGCUCCAGCGAGCAUGCCUUAUGCUUACGGUAGCACUGCGACGGGCACAUACACACAGCAAUGGUCGGGGACGGCCAACACUUUUGAGCAAAACGCUGUUCCACAGCCGGAGCAUGGCGAUCCACGCAUGCAUUUGGACAGAGAGGAGAUCGGACGAGGUCUUCCACAGACGUCACGCAGACGGGAUUCGCGAGACUCGCAAUGGUCUCAAAUCACAACCAACGACUCUGCGACAUCCUCAAUGCCAGAACAUACUGUUACACCACGAUCCCAUCCCAAGACAAAAUCGAAGCCUAGAAUGGCAAGCCCCGACAUGCCUUCCACACACAAAAAGCACAAAACGUGGUCGACACGGCCACAUUCGAUCAUCGAGAAGAAGUAUCGCGAGAACCUGAACAACAAGAUAUUACAGCUCCACGAUGCUCUUCUCGAAACCAAAAGACUGCCCAUGCUCAGAAGAGGAGAUCAAGCAUCAGCCAGAAUCUCGAAGCAGGAGAUCAUUGCCAACGCGAUCAAAUACGUCAACGAAAUGGAGCUCAACGCGCGACAUAUGGACGAGCAGAUCGAGCUUAAUUCCCAAUUGAUCGAGCGUUUGACGAAGAAAAUCGAAGACCUUGAGGGCGGAACAUGA
This is a messenger RNA of Cyphellophora attinorum, 843 nucleotides long. RefSeq lists its product as uncharacterized. The transcript has a single exon. Bases 1 to 843 code for a protein of 280 amino acids. Gene Ontology annotation, molecular function: protein dimerization activity. The record is from RefSeq and is a predicted model, not a curated record. NCBI's taxonomy places the organism in Eukaryota, Fungi, Ascomycota, Eurotiomycetes, Chaetothyriales, Cyphellophoraceae.